Molecule: messenger RNA, 1327 nt
Organism: Toxotes jaculatrix (banded archerfish)
Lineage: Eukaryota; Metazoa; Chordata; Actinopteri; Toxotidae
Product: growth-regulated alpha protein-like
Exons: 4
Coding region: 137-445 (102 amino acids)
Biological process (GO): neutrophil chemotaxis; cellular response to lipopolysaccharide; antimicrobial humoral immune response mediated by antimicrobial peptide
Cellular component (GO): extracellular region
Molecular function (GO): CXCR chemokine receptor binding; chemokine activity
Source: RefSeq, a predicted model, not a curated record
AAUAAGAGGGCAGCCAGUCCUGCACACAGGCAGCCCAGGGAAAGAAAAAUCCUUGACUCAGUUUGAGACUUAGGUGCAGGGAUUCACCAGAUCCUCUCUGAAGAUCCAUCACUAAUUUCCACCAUUUCAGACAAGGAUGAAUAUUGCAAUCCAUUUCAUAGUUCUCCUGGCCUGCACGGUCCUCUGCUCUUCAACAGUUAUUAAGAGCUGCCAGUGUUUAAAAACAAGCCGGUCUGUGGAUGUCUCAACCAUAUCUGAUGUCAAGGUGUACAAUGUCCGUCCAUACUGCAGCAAGAAAGAAGUCAUUGUCACACUGAAAGACCAGAGGUCACGGUGUCUUGACCCCCAAAGCAAGUUCACCCAAGCAGUCGUGAAAACAAUGCAAAUACUGAGGGCACAACAAGCUUUAAAGAUGAACACCACAGUGCCAAAACCAACUCAGUGAAAAACACAGGGUCAGCCUCACUAGCGGCAAUGCUUGUGUUUAUCAUUGUUACAAUUAAAACUAGAAAUCAGUUCACAGGAAGAAAGAGCAGCACGCCUCCCAAAAGGAAGGUCUAUAAAAUAAAAUACACCAAAAAAAAAAGACUGGUGACAUAAUACAGAGAAGUGAAACAAAUUUUCUUCACUUGUUCUGAGAAAUACAGGAUUUUAAAGCUGCAUUUGCCAGCUUUCCACACGGGCAGCUAAAACUAAAAGCAAAUUGUAAACGUGUGAGAUAUUUAAUAUUCCAGGAGCAAGCGUUGGCACAUUUAGGAAAGCGAGGGACAUGUCUUUAUACAAGGACAGUGAACAUUUUGGUGGGAUGGCAAUUUCUUCUCUCAGUCUCUGAUGUAUGAAUACUGAUGAGAUUGGUGUGUUUCCACCUAAAUAUUACUUUAAGGUUGAAUCCAUGGCUAAUGAGGAAAGCCUUGUCAUUUUAACAACAGUCUGACAUCUGUAAAACUGUGUGAAAGCAAUGUAUAGUAUUUAAAUGUGAAUUGUUUAUUUAAUGGUUCAUAUGAUGAGGCUACUUUUGUUUGUGUAAUCUUAGGAAUCUCUUUCUACAGCUGUGUAGAAAGAGACGUAAAUACAAGGGCCAUGGCUGAAAUCAUAAACUAGUCAGCUCUUGCUAUGUGAUGCUGUUGGUGAAGAGCUGCAAAACUGUAAUGAAUCAUUAUGAAGGAACCCGUUCCCAGCUCAAAGCAGCCACUGAAGUGGUUCUCUUUCCUUUUGUUCCUCGAGGUGACUGUGUUAUCAGUAUGUGCUACAAACACUGUGGGUGUAUUUAUAUUUGUCUCACUUACACUGUAUGAUUUCUAUUCUUAAAAUUAAAAAGUUUGCUCUA